Messenger RNA from Ctenopharyngodon idella (grass carp), 1574 nucleotides. RefSeq names its product G-protein coupled receptor 35 b (gene gpr35b). Bases 164 to 1039 code for a protein of 291 amino acids. Gene Ontology annotation, molecular function: G protein-coupled receptor activity. The transcript is spliced from 2 exons. Gene Ontology annotation, biological process: phospholipase C-activating G protein-coupled receptor signaling pathway; positive regulation of Rho protein signal transduction. NCBI's taxonomy places the organism in Eukaryota, Metazoa, Chordata, Actinopteri, Cypriniformes, Xenocyprididae. Gene Ontology annotation, cellular component: membrane. The record is from RefSeq and is a predicted model, not a curated record.
UCACCACAUCAUUCAGCAGAGGAAAGAUGCAUGCUGUCAGUUAACGCAACCAACAGCCUGCGUGCGCAUAUCAGUUCUUUAAAACGCAGCGCUUAUCACAACAUUGAGAGCAGCGGUGCUGACAGCCUCACAAGCUUUUUUGGAGAAAAACAAGCUAUAAACCAUGGUUGAAUUUAACUGCAGUUCACGGAUGAACCACACAGAGACAGCGCUCAGGGUCUUUGAACGCGUGGCCUACAUACCCCUCUUCAUAUUGGGCUUUUCCCUCAACAUCACGGCUCUGUGCAUCUUCUGUCGCAUCAAGCAUUGGACAGACAUGCACAUCUACAUGCUCAACCUGCUGGUUGCCGAUUUCCUGGCAAUUCUUAUUCUUCCCUUCAAGAUACUGGAGGUCUUUUGUCCAAUACAACCGACCUCAUUGUGUACGGCCCUGCUGUGCAUCCAAUUCUCCAACAUGUACAGCAGUAUCUUCAUCAUUACAGCCAUCAGCAUCCACCGAUUCAUAGCUGUCAGGUUUCCGUUUCUGACCAAGGCAAUGCUCUCUAAAAGUAGGAUGAUCGCCACCACAAAGUGCGUUAUCAUCUGGGUGACUGUAGCAGUGAUCUGCGUUUGUAACUAUCAAGAAUUUCUCCCAGACAAGUUAGAGAACUGUUAUGAUCGAAAGGUGUCAAAAAAGUUCCAAAAAAAUUUUUUGGUGGUUUUAGAGAUUUUAGGGUAUCUUAUACCAGUAGUCAUCCUCAUAUUUUGCUCCACACAAACCAUCUACAUCCUGGUCAGAUCGCUUCAGCAUGUUGAGGGAAGAGACAGAGUGGAAAGGAAAAACACUGUUGCUAUUAUCACUGCGAACAUGUUCACAUUCAUAGUUUGCUUCACACCUCUCCAUAUUGGUCUUUUGCUGCAAAAUUAUUCAGUUGAGUAUUUUGUGCGAGUGUCUCUUAACGUGGCCGAGUGGAUCGCUACUACCAACUGCUGUCUGGAUUCUAUUGGAUAUUACUUUCUUCUAAAAAAAGUUAAUAAAAGAGACCAAAGUUCAUAUUGAUUGUUAAAGGGUUUGUUCACCCAAAAAUGAAAAUUCUGUCAUUAAUUACUCACCCUCAUGUCAUUACAAACCCGUUAGAUUUUCGUUCAUCUUCAGAACACAAGUGAAGAUCUUUUUGAUGAAAUCUGGGAGUUUUCUGUCCCUCCACUGACAUACGCAACUACCAUUUUCAACCCCCGGAAAGGUAGUAAAGACAUCAUAAAAGUAAUCUGUGUGACUCCAGUGAUUUAACCUCAAUUUUAUGAAGCAAUGUUUACUUUAAAGUAAAAAUUUACUUUAUUUACAAUGGGCAUUCAGGUUACAACGUCCGCUUUCACGUCAACACAACACAUAUGCAGCGUGGUGCUCUCGUGAACGCACGUUGGAGAUUAAUAUUUUGUAAACAAAGUGGAGCUACCUCACAGUUCCAUUUAAAUACUAUGGUGCAUGAAGAUAAUCGCACAAGUACCAUGGUAUACAUAAAUGUAAAAGUGUACCACCACAGUAUAUUAUUGUUAAAAUAUUAAAUGAAUACUAAAUAAAAUGUCUACAUGAU